Molecule: messenger RNA, 1251 nt
Organism: Anarrhichthys ocellatus (wolf-eel)
Lineage: Eukaryota; Metazoa; Chordata; Actinopteri; Perciformes; Anarhichadidae
Product: protein c-ets-1-B-like
Exons: 9
Coding region: 1-1212 (403 amino acids)
Biological process (GO): regulation of transcription by RNA polymerase II; cell differentiation
Cellular component (GO): nucleus
Molecular function (GO): sequence-specific DNA binding; DNA-binding transcription factor activity, RNA polymerase II-specific
Source: RefSeq, a predicted model, not a curated record
AUGAGAAGAACAUGGAAGAACAUUUUCCUCCACCUGAUCCCCAACUCCUCACCCUCUGGGAUGGACUGCAGUGCUUACGAGCUGGAUACCCUGGAGGUCCCUCCUCUCACCCCGACCAGUAAGGAGGUCCUCAGCCAGGCGGUGAAGGCCAGUUUUGCUGGAUUUGCCCAGGAGAGAAUCAACCAUCACUUCCCACAGGAUCCUACCUUGUGGUCUGAGUGGGAGGUGAACUACUGGCUGGACUGGUGCCAGGCUGAGUUUGGUCUCCACUGCCUGGGUUCAGACCUGAGAGGCCUGCAGGGCAGUGAGCUGUGUGGCCUGGAGAGAGAUGCCUUCCUGGGCCUCAUGUCCGACUGCACUGCAGGAGAGAUCCUGUGGGAGCAUCUGGAGACCAUGAGGAGAGAUUCUUUAGAGAAUGAAUAUGACUGCACAGUACCAUCUUACUGCCAGCUUCUAAUCAACAAAGAACGCUGCUCAGACUAUGUUGAGGAGCAUUCAGACAAACACAGUUACCAUGUUCAGUACCAUCCCAGUGAGAGGACGGACCUGCUCACUCUGCACCCUGUGACGGCGGAGCAUCAGGACUACUAUCUGAUCAAAGCACAACAUCCCAACAUGGCUGCUGCUCUGGUGCAUGAAACAGGAGGGAACGGAGAGACAGACUCAGAAGUGGACAUAGCUCACAGUGACGACUCGGACAUUGUGGGCUCUUUAUCGUGGACCACUCCGCUCCAGGAUCUAGAGCCAGUGACGGAGGACACCAUGUCUGGGGAUGUCUUCACCUUACCACUGCCACACAAGAGCUUCAGAGAAUAUGUUGGCAACAAAACAGAUCUGGGCAGAGCCGUGAUACCAGCAGCUAUCCUUGCCGGGUACACUGGAAGUGGUCCCAUUCAGUUGUGGCAGUUUCUGCUGGAGCUUCUCACAGACCGCAGCUGUCAGUCAUGUAUCAGCUGGACAGGAGAUGGGUGGGAGUUCAAGCUGACGGACCCCGAUGAGGUGGCCCUGCUGUGGGGUCAGAGGAAGAACAAACCCAAGAUGAACUACGAGAAGCUGAGUCGCGGUCUGCGAUACUACUACGACAAGAACAUCAUCCGCAAGACGGCCGGCAAACGCUACGUCUACCGCUUUGUCUGCAACCUGCAAGGCCUGCUCGGAUACGAGGCCGGGGAGCUGCACGCCAUGUUGGACGUCGGUAACAAGAAUCGCUAGAGACCUCAACAAACACUGGCAGCAAAGAGACACUUUUUA